Durusdinium trenchii is the source of this 2676-nucleotide messenger RNA. The record is from the annotation of a GenBank genome assembly. Lineage: Eukaryota; Dinophyceae; Suessiales; Symbiodiniaceae.
AUGAAGCUUUACCCGAAUUUGGCGGAUCACCAGGUGUCCCUGCUGCAACAGCUUCAAGACUUCCGGUCCAACGAGUUCCGCUGCGACGUCACGCUGCGAAGCCGCGAUGGGCGCCUUCACCACGGCCACGUCCUCGUGCUGUCUGCUGCAAGCUCCGUGCUCAAAGCCAUGCUUUGCGGAGACUUCCACGAAUCGCAGCUGGUGAAAUCCGGAGAGGCCGAGAACAUCGAUGCGUCCGGUGGUGCCGUUGCCGCCUUUUUGGACUACAUUUACGGAAAGGAAGCAUGCAUUGACACUACUGACGAUCAAGUGGAGCUGCUGAAACUCGCAAGCUCCUAUGGUUUGCCGAAUCUAACAGCCUGCCUUGCUGCAGAAUGGCAGGCAUCGCUGGACAGCGCAAGCGCACUGAAGCUUUUGCCCCACGUUUGGACUCACAGCGAAUGUUGUAAUCUCGCGAAAUCAUGUGAACAGCAGAUCCUGGGUGACUUUGCGCAAUGUGUUGAGAGUGAGGACUUUGUUCAUUUGACGGUUGGGCAGCUUGGAAGCAACUUGCAAAGGCAUGACCUUCAUGUUGCAAGGGAGGAAACAGUCCUUCAAGGCGUCUUCAAGUGGGUCAGCGCGUCGACAGCAGAGAGAGCAUGUCACUUGGAGCUGCUUUUGCAGAACAUUGAUUUUCCAUCUAUGUCAGUGGCAAAUCUGAAGCGCUUGAGUCGUUUCUCCCAAUCUGCUGGAGCCAGUGGCCCUGGUCUCAGCAGGGCAGUGAACGAUGCCUUGCGCCUUCACCGAAAGCGUCAAGCCGAUGGAUCGUCGGAGAAACACCAGCCAAAAAGACGUUGUUUAAAGCACUGGUGCCCGGAUUUGGGCGCUGACGGUGACAGUGCUUGCCAGCCAGUGACUCCACCUGUGUAUGGUUUGGGCUUUUGCUGGCACGACGGUGCCCUCUACAUAGCAGUUUUGUCAAGCAAGAGGGUUCUUCGUUGCAGACCAGGUGAGAGUGAAUGUCAGAUUGUGGCAGGGGUGGGGGCCGCAGUCAACGGUCACAACCAACUGCACUCGCCCAUUGAUGUGGCCGUUUCACCAUCAGGUGACGUCUUUGUCUUGAACAUGGAGGCUCGAGACCGCCGGUCAUUGCUGAAAUUCUCAAAUGGCCAUGGUGAAGUUUUGUUGCAGACACCAGGCUUGACGCGUGUGGACUGCUCGGCAAAUGGAGUGCUUUACGUUGUGGACAAUGAUGGGACGAAGGUGCAGCGAGUCGAUGGCUCAGUGCUCACACCAGUCCUGGACAGCAGCGAACUUCCCGAAGAUCAACGUUUCAUUGCAAGUCAAUUGUUUGUCACGAGUGAGGAGACUGUCUACCUCAGUGAUCUUCGAGGGAAACGAGUGCUACGCUUCAGUCCUGGUAGCCCGCAGCCCACCACUGUCGGAAACUUCCAGCAGGAAGGUGCGGUAAGAUUGGCAGGGUUGUUUGUGACGGAGAGCCGAAAGAUCUAUGUCGCAGACCUUGCGCGUAAACGCAUUUGGGUGUUGAAUGAAGGCGAGACCACCAGCACGCAACUGGACCUGGUGCAACGGCGCCAGAGGCAGAGUGUGAGUCAGAGGACCCAGCGCUUCGAUGCCGAGACACUCCUCGAGCAAUCGGACAUCUAUCGGUCGAGGAGGUCGCAGAUGGCCAGCAUGGACGAGUCCUCCUGGUCUCCGAGCUCCGCUUGCUCCCCCCACGGGGCGCUGCACGACGCGCCGGAGGCAGGGCGCGGCGCGGCGGAGAUCGAAGGCUCCAGCGCGGAGGAACUCGGCCGGGGCUGGUUGCCGGAGCUGGAGGGCACCAUGAGCGACGAGGACUUGCAGCCCGAAGCCCCCGUUUGCAAUCAUGAACAGACUGCAUGCAGACCAGUGUCCUCCCUGGCGCAGUCGGCCAAAGCCUUCAUGGAGAAGCGUCGUCAGGUGGAAGAAGCCGAAUCGAGUGCAGCACUGGAGUGGCAGCAAUUCAUCUUGAAGAAGACCUCUGUGGUGGAGGAGCCUGAAGUGGCGGAGGAGACACCCAAGGCUCACCGUGUGGCACCCUUAUCGAUCGCGGAGCUCUAUCAGCUCUGCAAUCAGGUCUCGAAGACCUUGCUCAUCCCCAUUACUGAGGUGAAGAGUUGCUUCGACGACUUUUGCACCUUAGACCUGGACGGCAGCUUCUCCUUGUCCGCCGACGAGUUCGAGCGGGCGGUGCGGAAGUCCUGCAAGAUCACGGAGGAUGAGCCACUGCCACAGAACCUGGCUUUGAAGUACUCCCAGAUGGAUGCCGAUGGCAAUCGCGUCGUCGACUUCAAGGAGUACGUGCGCUGGUCCCAGGGCGCCAGCUGGUCGGAGCAGCUCUUGGUGCGCGACGAGCGCGACCGCGAAGCGCGGAAGUUGGCCCGGCAGCACGGGAUCCACCUGUUGGACGUGGAGCGGCUCCGGCGUGUCUUCGACCGCCACAGCAGCCAGACCGACCGGGUUAUCACGCAAGACCGCUUUGGGCACGUGAUUCGUAGCAUUUUAAAGGUCACGGACCCCAGCGACGUGCCCUCCAGCCGUUUGGAGCGCUAUUGGCGCGAGAUCGACCUGGACGCCAGUGGCACGGUGGACUUCGAGGAGUCUUCUGGCGGCACGGUGGACCUGGCGCACACACCGCGCUCGGCCAAGGCUUGA